Molecule: messenger RNA, 517 nt
Organism: Engraulis encrasicolus (European anchovy)
Lineage: Eukaryota; Metazoa; Chordata; Actinopteri; Clupeiformes; Engraulidae
Product: opioid-binding protein/cell adhesion molecule homolog
Exons: 5
Coding region: 23-517 (164 amino acids)
Source: RefSeq, a predicted model, not a curated record
CUCAAACUGCAUUCUACUACAGAUGUUAAGCUAUGUGGCCCUGCCAGCCGUUUUAUCACUGAGGGGGAGUAUGUGGAGAUCACGGCCAUCACCAAAGAGCAGGCUGGCAUUUACGAGUGCAUAUCCACGAACUACGUCUCUGCGCCUGAUGUCAGGAUCUGUAAGCUACCCUCCAGUCAUCUCCAGAGCCAGGAACACCCUGAGUGCAGUGGGCCAGAAGGGGACGCUACAGUGUGGGGCCUCAGCCGUCCCUUUCGCCGACUUUGAAUGGUACAAGGAGGACAGGAAGGUUCUGAUUGGAGUUAAUGGGCUGAAGAUUGAGUGCAAGGGGAAGCAGUCGAUGCUGACCUUCUUCAACGUGACCGAGGAGGACUAUGGGAACUACACCUGCAUUGCCAUGAAUGCCUUGGGAGUCACAAAUGCAAGCCUCAUCUUAUGUGACAUGGUUACAUGGCACAACAACCGCAUUUACUACAAGAAAACAAACAGCAAAGAUGUUUGUCUUCAUGUACGUUGA